Molecule: messenger RNA, 456 nt
Organism: Volvox carteri f. nagariensis
Lineage: Eukaryota; Viridiplantae; Chlorophyta; Chlorophyceae; Chlamydomonadales; Volvocaceae
Exons: 2
Source: RefSeq, a predicted model, not a curated record
ACACAUACAUACAUACAUACAUACAUACAUACAUACAUACAUACAUACAUACAUACAUACAUACAUACAUACAUACAUACAUACAUACAUACAUACAUACAUACAUACAUACAUACGUACAUACAUACAUACAUACAUACAUACAUACAUACAUACAUACAUACAUACAUACAUACAUACAUACAUACAUACAUACAUACAUACAUACAUACAUACAUACAUACAUACAUACAUACAUACAUACAUACAUACAUACAUAUAUACGGACAUACAUACGGACAUACAUACGGACAUACAUGCGUACGCAUAAAACGACACACACACAUACACAUACACACCUAUAUACACACGAGUCACACCAACCCCCAUUUCGUACCCCCCAACUUCACACCACCCUCCUCCUCCUCCCACACCACCACCCAGACCCCACCGCCAGACACCCACCGAGUAGGCUGA